Messenger RNA from Ceratotherium simum simum (southern white rhinoceros), 860 nucleotides. RefSeq names its product thioredoxin domain containing 17 (gene TXNDC17). Gene Ontology annotation, molecular function: protein-disulfide reductase [NAD(P)H] activity. Gene Ontology annotation, cellular component: cytosol. NCBI's taxonomy places the organism in Eukaryota, Metazoa, Chordata, Mammalia, Perissodactyla, Rhinocerotidae. The record is from RefSeq and is a predicted model, not a curated record.
CUGCAUGGCAGCAGGUUUUGCAGCCACUGUACAUGGGGCCGGGGCCGGGACCACAGUGGGGCACAAGCCUGGGUUUCGGAGCGGAGCCAGCACGGAAAGACCUGAGAAACGAAGACAGAAAGACGGUGCAGAUGAGUUAUGGCCGCCAGAGGCUCCCGUAGCACCUCAGAGCCUUGCUGGCUCCUCCAGGCACCGCCCAGCUCCCAGCCCACCCGGAAACAGCUUCGCCCCGCCCCACGUGGGCCCCCGCCCCGCGGCGGCGCAGCCUGAAGACACCUCCCGCGGUGCCCGGCGUGCUCUCCCGAUGGCCCGCUACGAGGAGGUGCGAGUGUCCGGCUUUGAGGAGUUCAGCCGGGCUGUGGAGCAGCACAAGGGCAAGAUCAUUUUCGCCUACUUCACCGGCUCUAAGGACGCCGGAGGGAAAAGCUGGUGCCCCGACUGCGUGCAAGCUGAACCAGUCGUACGAGAGGGGCUGAAGCAUGUUAGUGAAGGAUGUGUGUUCAUCUACUGCCAAGUAGGAGAAAGACCUUAUUGGAAAGAUCCAAAUAAUGACUUCAGAAAAAAUUUGAAAAUAACUGCAGUGCCUACACUACUAAAAUAUGGAACACCUCAAAAACUGGUAGAAUCUGAGUGUCUUCAGGCCAACCUUGUGGAGAUGAUGUUCUCUGAAGAUUAAGAUUUGAUUAUGGCAAUUGUGUCUUGAUUUCCUGAUUUGCUCCGGUAGUAAAAAAAAAACUGCAUACUUGUUUUGAAUUCAUGUUAGCAACAAGUAAAUAAACGAUGAUCUAAAAAAAAAUCUGGUAUAUGUCUAACCAAUAGAGUUCUAUUAAAAUGCUCAUGAACCCUCAGUUUGCUUGUAA